Molecule: messenger RNA, 852 nt
Organism: Letharia lupina
Lineage: Eukaryota; Fungi; Ascomycota; Lecanoromycetes; Lecanorales; Parmeliaceae
Exons: 4
Coding region: 1-852 (283 amino acids)
Molecular function (GO): NADH dehydrogenase (ubiquinone) activity
Source: RefSeq, a predicted model, not a curated record
AUGGCCGUGAGACUGAGUGCUGCAACAUCCGUCAAAAACGUUGCUCGAAUAUUUGCUAAGCAACCCCCACAACUAUCCAAGACCCGUCAAUUCACAUGUACCGCAAUUCGAGCUAAGGAGGUAGCUAAUCAAGAUGAGCUGCCAAAUCUGCGCCAUGCUCAGCGGCCUCCUGGGGGCAAGCUUCAUGCGCCAGUUGUGAACCCAACCGACAAGUUCCAAGAGAAAGCAGCCAGCCUCCACACCUAUGGCCAAUACCUUCUCUCUUGCAUGCCUAAAUACAUCCAGCAAUUCUCCGUAUGGAAGGACGAGCUUACUAUAUACAUUCCGCCGACCGGCGUCAUUCCCGUCAUAUCCUUCCUCAAAUACCAUACCGCAGCCGAAUACACGAUGGUGGCGGACAUAACCGCUGUGGACUACCCCACAAGGAGCAAUAGAUUUGAGGUUGUCUACAACCUCCUCAGUGUCAGGCACAAUUCUAGGAUUAGGGUCAAGACAUACGCUGAUGAAGCUACACCGGUGCCGAGCAUAACAUCACUUUACGAUGGAGCCAAUUGGUAUGAGAGGGAGGUGUAUGAUCUGUUUGGGGUGUUCUUUGUGGGGCAUCCGGAUUUACGGAGAAUUAUGACUGAUUAUGGAUUCGACGGACAUCCAUUGAGGAAAGACUUCCCAUUGACGGGCUAUACAGAGAUCCGAUAUGAUGAGGAGAAAAAGAGGAUUGUAGUGGAACCAUUGGAAUUGACGCAAGCAUUCCGAAAUUUUGAGGGAGGAACAGCAGGCAAAGACAGGAAGCCAGAAGAGUUUCAACUACCCACUCCAAAACCGGAGGAGAAGAAAGAAGAGCCAAAGAAGUGA